AUGGGGGAAGAACUUAGCAUCUACUUAGCUGCCUUACAGCAUGCGGUCAGCUCCGUCCUUGUCAAGGAAACCUCCGACGAGCAAUUGCCCGUCUACUACGUCAGCCAUGUCCUAAAUGGACCCGAGGAGCGAUAUCCACCGAUCGAAAAGCUUGCUCUGGCGCUCAUAUUGGCAGCCCGAAAAUUACGUCCUUACUUCCAAGCCCAUCCGAUCAAGGUAAUCACCGACCAACCCCUCAGGCAGGUGUUGUCGAAAUUUGAUAUUGCAGGUCGACUCCUUAAGUGGUUGGUAGAGCUCGGAGAAUUCGACAUGCAUUACGCGCCGCGGACCGCCAUCAAAGCGCAGGCAGUGGCCGACUUCAUUUCGGAGCUCGCCCAUCCCGAAGGACGGCCUCCCAGUCAGCCGGGCGAAGCAUGGACCCUUCAGGUGGAUGGCUCGUCCGCUUCAACCGGGGCCAGUGCGGGACUAGUGCUAUCGGCCCCCGACAGACAGUCGUUCGAGCGCUCCCUCCGCUUUGGGUUUCACGCGACCAAUAACGAAGCUGAAUAUGAGGCACUCCUAGCGGGGCUCAGACUAUCCUGCGAGAUGCAGGUGGAUGGAAUCAAUGUCCUCACUAACUCACAGCUGGUGGCCGAGCAACUCAACGGUGGAUACGGGGCCAGAGAACCCACCAUGGCAAAAAUACCUAGCCGAGGCGAGAUGCUGUUUAAGCAAGUGUAUAAAGGCAGUUUGCAGUUAUGGGUGCCAAGAUGUCGGAAUGAGCGAGCCGACGAGUUGGCUAAGCUGGCCUCAAAGUCAGCUUCCAGCGCCCACCUCGAGAUCGAGGAGCUCCCCUCUCGCUCCAUCUCGGUCUUAUCCGUGUCUACAACCGACACCCGACCCACAUGGGUGGAGGAGAUGCUGAGCUACAAGCGCGACGGGAUCCUUCCCGCCGACAAAGCCUCGGCUCGGCGCAUCCGCCAAAUGCAAGCAUGGUACUCCGAGGCAAACGGACGGCUUUACAAGCGGUCCUUCUCUCACCCGCUCCUGCGAUGUCUCGAGCCAGAAGAGGCGUCAACGGUUUUGGCCGAGGUCCAUGAAGGGAUUUGUGGAGAGCACAUUGUCGGUCGGACCUUGGCCUACAAAAUCCUCUGCCAAGGGUAUUACUGGCCCACCAUGGUCCGCGACGCGAAAUCUUAUGUGCAAAGAUGGCCCGAAGCUGAACCAUUAGCAACAAUCACGGAACGACAAAUCGAGAAGUUCAUAUGGAGGAACAUCGUGACCCGGUUUGGCCUGCCCCGAACCAUCGUCACGGACAACGGAUCCCAGUUCGCCAGCAAGAAGUUCCAAGAGUUCAGCGCGAACUAUGGGAUUCGGUUAAAGUACAGCUCGGUGGCUCAUCCUCAGACGAAUGGACUGGCUGAGGUAACCAACCGAUCCAUCCUAGACGGGCUCAAGAGGAGGGUGACGAUAGCCCGAUCAGGCUGGGUGGAGGAGCUCCCCAGCAUUCUAUGGUCCUUAUGGACCACCCCCAAAACCGCAACCGGGGAAUCGCCUUACAGUCUCUCAUACGGGACCGAGGCCGUCCUACCCCCCGAAGUAGUUUUUCCUACCCCUCGGGUGGAGGAGUAUGACGAAGGGACAUCGGCCCAAGGACUGCGUGCUGGCCUCGACCUGAUCGAGGAGCGGCGCGCCAACACACACCUAAGAGAUUUUUCCUACAAAAGAGCUGUGGCCUGGGUCUAUAACCGCAGGGUACGCCCUCGACCCAUUAAAAUGAAUGACCUAGUCCUACGAAGGGCCGAAGUCAGCGACCCGACUAGAGCGCGUGAUAAACUUGCCGCUAGCUGGGAGGGACCAUACCGGGUUAUUGGCGUCGUCCGGCUAGGCACCUAUCGGCUUGCGACCAUGGAAGGCCGUCCCUUGCCAAGGACUUGGAACGUGCGAAACCUUAAGAAGUUCUUUGCAUAA
This is a messenger RNA of Musa acuminata AAA Group (dessert banana), 1950 nucleotides long. RefSeq lists its product as uncharacterized. The record is from RefSeq and is a predicted model, not a curated record. Bases 1 to 1950 code for a protein of 649 amino acids. Gene Ontology annotation, molecular function: nucleic acid binding; RNA-DNA hybrid ribonuclease activity. Lineage: Eukaryota; Viridiplantae; Streptophyta; Magnoliopsida; Zingiberales; Musaceae. Gene Ontology annotation, biological process: DNA integration. The transcript is spliced from 4 exons.